AUGGAUUGGUCGCAGAGCCAGCGCUUGCAAGUCAGGUACGGGGAAGACGGCGAGCGAUUCCUCGUAGAGCACAUGCCCGCAGAUCACAGCUGCGGUUUCCAUGGAAUUGGCAUUGACCGACGAACAGCUGCGGCACUCCUGCUGCAAAGUUUAAGUGAUCCAGAAGUGAAGGAUUUCUUGGCAUCAGAUCUACUCGCUGCCAUCCAGACAGGAGAGAGAUCUUCUUUUCCUCGCGAGCUUCGCCACGACACAGAUCUUUGGAGACACCUCGCCGACUACUAUCGCUGCCAGGAGGAUUUGGAUCACAGACACCGCGAGGCAAGAUCCUUUCUUCAAGAUGUGGGCGCUUCUGCCUUUGUUCAGGGAGCCGUAGAAAGACUCGGUCUGGUGGCGGCCUUGAGACUUUUCUUCAAUGAGCUGAAGGAGAAGGCUGCUUCCCUCCCAAGUGGCCGCGAAAAGCUUCUCGCGUUUCAGCUGCUGGCGCAGUGCAAAUCGCAGGAAAAGGAGGCGGCCGCAACUGCUGCUGCGACAGCGCAGGCGCUGGAAAGACUGCGACAGCAAUGUGGCAGAUGCAUUUUCGCGUAUGUCUCAUGGGUCGGAAGUGACGACACCUUCUGGCUUUCCUUUCUUCGUGGUUGCGGCAGACCGGGGCCGAACGGCCCUCAACAAUCUGGCGGACUGCUAGAUGCCGUCGCAAAGGUCGCAGGUCUCACCAUCCGAGUUUGGGCUGAAGGUCGCCAGGCCCCACGGUUGUCAUUGCUGCAUGAAGCACGAUUUGGCAGCCGCCUGGUGAACCUUUGGUACCAAAAUGAGCUCGGGCACUUUGAUCGCUUACAUCUGCUUGAAGCAGAUUUGCUCUUGACGUUCUAUCAUGCCCACCGCCGGCAUGGAUCAAGCGGAGGCCCGAGCUUCUGCGAGCUGCCUGCAGAGCUGGUCGAGUAUCUGGAGCCAUGGGAGAAAGCGGCGAAGAAGUCCAUGCCGGAGCUACAGCCAGGGCCAGAGCUCCUCUCGUGCCUGCGCGCCGUGCAGCAGGUUCUUCGAAGCGCUUGUGUGGCAGUCGAGCGCGAAGUGGCCGUAACAGAGCGUCCAUGGCAGGACUUCAGCGCAGCCUGGGAUACCUACCAGAGCGACCUGCUGCGAGGUGCUUCUUCGGGCUGCAAGCAUCCCCGCAUGCUUGCCGCCGUGCUCCCUGGCGUGUCUGAACAAUUUUCGAUGCUGGCCAGAGAGAGUCCAUCGAGGCGGUGGCUGUAUUCCUUUCAGAGCACAUGGCGCAUGGCAUUGAAGUUCCUCGAGUUCUUGCAGGUCAUGUCAUUGGAUGGCUUUGACUGGAUGUCAGACGUCGCGUAUGGUCUUCAUCGACGAGCUUUCCGGAAGGAAGGCCAAAAAUUUGUGCCCUGGGCCUCAGUGGCCAGGGCAGCUCCGUCUUUCAAGGUGGCAGGACUCGCCGGAGCGUGGAGCGCAGGCGACGGGGCUUUUCGUGGUGCGGCGCUGCGCCACGAUCUGCCUGCAAAUCAAGUCGUGGAUGCGGCCGUGCGAAGCCGCAAGGCCAAUUUGCCCUUUCGCAUGGUGGAAGUUGGCGUGUUCAAGGGCAACCUGACACAGCACGUCUGGCACCGAGCAGCACGGCGUCCAGGUGCCUUUGAACUUCACCUGGUCGACCACUGGGGGGCCGCCGAUCGGCCAAUGGGUGUGGCCAGCAAGGCCGUGGGCACCGGCUCUGACAUGGGUGGCCAAAGUAACGCUUCCCUUAUGCGCUCCGUGUGGCGAUCCUUCGGGCGCCGUGGAGCUCGGAGGAUGGAGGUCCCACACUGGCAAGGCUCGAAACAGGCCUGCGCCGCAUUGAAUGAAGCCAAAGCGCGCUUCCGUGCUGAUGUGGUCUUCCACCGCAGCACAAGCGUUGGCCCGUCGAGGUGUUUCGAGGACGAUAGCCUCGACCUUGUCUACAUUGAUGCUGAUCACAAGUGGUGGAGCGUUUUGCAAGAUUUGAGCGCCUGGUGGCCCAAAGUCCGGCCCGGUGGACUCAUGAUGGGACAUGACUUCCAUUUCAACACGCUGAUGGAGCGGGAAGAGCUGGCUGGAGGCAGCAUCAACGAUGUGCCCAUCGCAGUCGGUGCUUUCUUCCGUGCGCCAUUGCAAGUGUUGUUACACAGUGGAUUCGUGUGGUCAGUCCAGAAGCCGACAAAUUUCGCGACGAAUGUUUCCGAGGUCGCUCUGCAGCGACAGGAGCUGUGUGAUUUGCUGCGCAGUCGGCUGAAGCCCCACGCCACCUUCGAGAUAUGCGCCUUGAAAGCGUGA
Messenger RNA from Symbiodinium sp. CCMP2592, 2295 nucleotides. The record is from the annotation of a GenBank genome assembly. Lineage: Eukaryota; Dinophyceae; Suessiales; Symbiodiniaceae.